This is a messenger RNA of Eimeria mitis, 471 nucleotides long. RefSeq lists its product as uncharacterized. Lineage: Eukaryota; Apicomplexa; Conoidasida; Eucoccidiorida; Eimeriidae. The transcript is spliced from 2 exons. The record is from RefSeq and is a predicted model, not a curated record. The coding region runs from base 1 to 471 and encodes 156 amino acids.
AUGCACCUGCAGCAGCAGCAGCAGCAACAGCAGCAACAGCAGCAGCAGCUGCUGCAGCAGGCACGUCAGCAGCUGCAAGACGCCCUCAACCUCCUGCGCAUCAGCGCCAGGGGCCCCCAGAACAAAGGGGGGCCCUCUGAACCUUUAUUUGAGUUCAUAGAUGUGGGGGCCCCGGGGGGGCCCCCUUGGGGGCCCCCCCUGGGGGCCCCCAUGGGGGCCCCUGGGGGGCCCCCCCUUGGGGCCCACUCAGCUGUAGAGCUGCGAGCUGACGACUGCUGGCUGCAAGGGAAAGCUGUACCCUAUACUGCUCUCUUUGAUGAUGAGAUAGGGGGCCCCCCAGAAGAAGGGGCCCCCCGCUGUGCUUCUGCUGCUGCUGCUGGUGCUGGUGCUGGUGCUGCUGCUGCUGCAGCUGCUGCUGCACCCCUAGAGAUGCGGCUCGCCAAUGGGGCCCACAGAACCCCUGCUGCCUAA